Melanotaenia boesemani (Boeseman's rainbowfish) is the source of this 1902-nucleotide messenger RNA. RefSeq names its product tissue-type plasminogen activator-like. The transcript is spliced from 11 exons. The record is from RefSeq and is a predicted model, not a curated record. Gene Ontology annotation, biological process: regulation of cell adhesion mediated by integrin; plasminogen activation. The coding region runs from base 159 to 1424 and encodes 421 amino acids. NCBI's taxonomy places the organism in Eukaryota, Metazoa, Chordata, Actinopteri, Atheriniformes, Melanotaeniidae. Gene Ontology annotation, molecular function: serine-type endopeptidase activity.
AUAACAGAACAACUUAACAGUGUUAGUCUAAGUUGUCCCACAACUAAGCAACAUAUCAGAAGAGACAAGGAGGAGAAAAUUCACUACUGCUGGGAAAAACAGAGACAUCAGGAAGACAAAAAUAUCUCUAGAAAGCAGAAGCAAAACCAGAAGGGAAGAUGAAGCUAUUAGUCAUCAUCUCCAUCUUUGCAGCACUUAAUGUCAACAUGGCAUUUACAAGAAAAUGGUCCAAAAAGACAGGGAUGUGUAAGACUGGGAAUGGCAGCAGUUACAGGGGAUUUGUGAAUAAAUCAUUUCAUGGUCACAGGUGCCUUUACUGGAAUCACGUGAGGCACCAUUGGGAAGCUUCAAAGGGAGUUGGAAACCAUAAUUACUGCAGGAAUCCUGACCAGAGCCUGAUGCCUUGGUGUUACGUUAGAAAAGGAAGGAAAGUUGUGAGCGAAUUCUGUAAAAUUUCCAGAUGUGCUCCAGCAACCUUAAAACCAACAAUGAAACCAACAGUAAAACCAACAAUGAAACCAACAGUAAAACCAUCAAUGAAACCAACAGUAAAACCAACAGUCAGACCAACAAUUAGACCAAGAAUGAUUCCAUCCCCCCCCGUGGAUACAGAGCUGACAUGUGGCGAACGGUCUGAGCGGAGGACGAAAAAGAUUGUGGGUGGUUCUUUCAUACCCAUAGAGUCACACCCAUGGAUUGCUGCUAUCUUCUUUAAGCGCCACAAAUUCCUUUGUGGUGGCUCUCUCAUCUCGCCUUGCUGGGUUCUUACAGCUGCACACUGCUUCCAUGAUGGUGUCAAUACCAAACUCAAGCAUUUGUCAGUGUAUAUGGGGAAGACAGCUAUCAAUGACACAGAUACCAAAAGAGAGCAGAGCUUUACUGUGGAAAAACUGAUCAUCCACCAACAUUAUAAUGAUUCCAACUUCAACAACGACAUAGCACUGCUGAGGAUCAAAAACAUUAAUGGGGGAUGUGCAGUUAGGACAGCAUCGGUGCGAACAGCUUGCCUUCCUCCACUUCACAUUCAGCUUCCUCCAGGACUCACGUGCAGCAUUGCAGGAUUUGGGAAGGAAACAUAUAAUUCUUGGUCAUACUCACAACUCUUGAAACAGGCGGAUGUGACCCUGCUCUCCAGUACUGAGUGCAAAAAAGGACUACCCUAUGAAAAUCUCAUCACUGACAACAUGUUUUGUGCAGCAAGCCCUGAUUGGAGCACAGAUGCCUGCAAAGGUGACUCCGGUGGUCCACUGGUGUGCCAAGCAUCAGACCGCAUGUUUCUGUUUGGGGUGGUGAGCUGGGGUGAUGGCUGCGCCAGUAAAAACAAGCCAGGUGUUUACACACAGGUGACCAACUACAAUGUUUGGAUUGCAAAAAAUACUGGUCUCUCUGAAUACACAAAAGGACUGAUGUAUCCGCAGAAAUGAAUCUGUAGCAAAAGCUUAUUUCCAUUUAGCGAUGCUUAUUUCUAAAACCAAAUUUUGGCAGCAGUUUCAUAAACACUGUGUGUAAUUUUUAUGUGUUUGUAAGUGUGUGCACAUGUUGCAUAUUUGGUUUCUCGUGGGAAAACCGACACGUUGUCAGGUUUGCCUCUUGGAGAGGGUCAUGCAAGGAUGUUAAAGUAGGAUAAAGUUUAUAGCUAUGUUUGAAAAUGUAAGUUAAAGUAUUUUUUUUAAUGCCAUGAUGUUUUAAUAUUUCCACUAUGAAUUUCAAGAGCAGCUGACAGAUUUUAUCAUAAAAUUUUUCAAUAAACAGGGCAACAUUUCUGCAGGAUUUUUUCACUUUUUCAUUUGUAAAUAAAAGUUUUUAAUUAUUUUAUCAUGAAUAAUAUAAGUUACACAAACAUUAACAUAUUUUGAAUCAGAGUAUGUAUUAUUUAGUACAAUAUUUAUUUUAUUUUAUUCC